UGCCAUGACAACGAGUUGUGGAACACAUUGAAAUAACCAUAUAUUCAAAACUAAUAUUGCUGCUUCAAUAUGGACUAUUUACAAAUAAAAGACGGCCAGUAUACUAAAACUAUUUACACUAUGAUAAAAGAUGGGAGAUACGACGAGGCAAUCAAAGCUUUGAAUGACGCUAUGAAUUUUACCCCGAAUCGCGCUGGACUCUCUCUUCUCGGGUAUUGCUACUUCCGAACACAGGCCUUCGUCGAAGCAGCCAACUGCUACGAACAACUGACGGCAAUGCAUCCAGACAUGUCAGAAUAUAAACUUUAUUUCGCUCAAGCUCUAUAUGAGGCUUCUAUGUUUGACGAAGCCUAUAAAGUUACAAUGCAGAUUUCCUCUCCAGAAUUAGAAAGAAAAGUCGUUAAAUUGCAAUCCGCAAUUAAAUAUGGUGAAGAAGACACCAUUUCCGCAAAAUCACUAGUAGAUUCUUAUCCAGCAGAGGAUCCAGAUAAAGAUAUAAAUCUUGGAUGUUUACUUUUCAAAGAAAAUCAGUAUGAUGAAGCUUUACAAAAGUUCUCUCGGAGCUUAAAUGUAUUAGGUUUUAACGCACAUCUUCAUUAUAACGUAGCGCUAUGUUAUUACAGACUUAAAGAAUACCCACAAGCUUUAAAACAUAUAACAUUAGUUAUAGAAAGAGGUAUACGAGAUCACCCAGAAUUAGCUGUAGGCAUGCAGGCUGAUACAUCAGAAGUGAAAUCAGUUGGCAACUCUUUAACUCUGCAUGAAACUGCACUUACUGAAGUGUUUAAUUUAAAAGCUGCGAUAGAAUAUCAACUCAAAAAUAUGGAGGCUUCAAGAGAAGCACUAAAUGAUAUGCCUCCAAGACACGAGCAUGAGCUGGAUGCUGUUACAUUACACAACUUAGCGUUAACUUCUAUUGAUAUUAAACCAACUGAUGGGUUUGAAAAGCUUCAUUUUCUAUUACAGCAAGACCCAUUCCCACCUGAAACCUUUGCAAAUCUUUUACUAUUGUACUGUAAAUUUGAAUAUUUCGAUUUAGCAGCAGAUGUUUUGGCUGAAAAUGCUCAAUUUACUUACAAAUAUUUGACACCGUAUUUGUAUGACUUUUUGGAUGCAAUUAUAACAAGUCAAACAUCGCCCGAAGAAGCAUUCCAGAAAUAUGAGGACAUUGCUUCUAAGCAUGCAGAACAGUUACGAAAACUUACAAAAGUUGUUCAAGAAAGUCGAUCACAAGGCGACAAUGACCAGGUUAAGAAAGCGGUAGUCGAAUAUGAAGAGGCAUUAGAACGAUAUAUACCAGUGGUUAUGGCACAAGCGAAAAUAUACUGGGAUAUGGAAAAUUAUGGCCAAGUAGAAAAGAUAUUCCGUAAGUCUGUGGAAUUUUGCAACGAAUCCGAUGUUUGGCGUCUUAAUGUCGCACACGUUUUAUUUAUGCAAGAAAACAAAUACAAAGAAGCUGCUAGCUUUUAUGAACCGAUUGUAAAAAAACAAUAUGACAAUAUUUUAGAUGUAAGCGCAGUUGUGUUAGCUAAUUUAUGUGUAUCUUACAUAAUGACUUCACAAAAUGAAGAAGCUGAAGAUAUCAUGCGUAAAAUAGAAAAAGAAGAAGAACAACAGAUAUUCGAAGAUCCUCAGAAGAAAUUCUAUCAUUUAUGUAUUGUAAAUCUAGUCAUUGGCACUUUAUAUUGUGCUAAAGGGAACUAUGAAUUUGGUAUUUCAAGAGUGAUUAAAUCCUUGGAGCCUUUUAAUAAACGUCUGGGUACUGAUACAUGGUUCUACGCUAAACGAUGUUUUCUAUCAUUCCUUGAAAAUUUAGCCAAACACUUGAUCGUUGUUAAAGACAAUACUAUAAAAGAUUGUCUGCAAUUUCUUGAAGGCUGUGAAACUUACGGUAGACGUGUGAGCACUGUUAUCGAGAGUCCAUUUCAGGAAGAAAACGUGAAUACGAAAGCAAAACAAACCGUCACGUAUGAAGCACGUUUGCUACGUUACAUGUUCUAUAAACUGCGUAAUAUCGACGACUCUGUCACAAUUAACAAAUAUGAGGAUUUAAAAUAAAGAU
This is a messenger RNA of Achroia grisella, 2062 nucleotides long. RefSeq names its product intraflagellar transport protein 70A (gene Ttc30). Gene Ontology annotation, cellular component: axonemal microtubule; intraciliary transport particle B. Lineage: Eukaryota; Metazoa; Arthropoda; Insecta; Lepidoptera; Pyralidae. Gene Ontology annotation, biological process: intraciliary transport. The transcript is spliced from 2 exons. Bases 70 to 2058 code for a protein of 662 amino acids. Gene Ontology annotation, molecular function: protein binding; intraciliary transport particle B binding. The record is from RefSeq and is a predicted model, not a curated record.